CCCGAGCCUGAGACACACACACAUUACGUCUGAGGGCUGUUCUCACACGAUGUGGCAAGGCAACCCAGGGAGCCAUAACACUCACAUUCAGGGGGAUGACCCGGCCUCAGCUGCUGCACGAUAAAAUUGAAGAAGCACAAAAGAAGUUGAACAGCCCAGAAGAAUCACAAAAAGAAAUCUCAGAUACUGGUUCAAGAAGACGCUUAGAUGCUGCUAAAGGUGUCAAGCGGAAAAAGAUUGUAACUGAAAAUAAUCUGAAGAAAAUCCCUAAGUCACCUCUAAGAAAUGUUCCUAAAGAUAAGCAAAAACAUGAUUUAGAGGCCUUCUCUUCUCCUAAUAAUCCUUCUGGCUCGGACUGCUCCAAAGAAAAGUAUCUAUUACCUCGCCAAAACCUUAAACAAAACAGCAAGCAAAGUAAAAGUGUGGGUAGGUCUGAUCUGAUUGUUGAAUCUGUGAAGUGUGAAGCAUCAAUGCAAGCUAAAAAUCCUUCCAUACCACCAGACUUAUGCAAUGGGAGGAGUGAGGACUGCGAUUUUAGAAACAAAUUAACUUCAUCAGCAGAGCUUUCAGUUUCCAGGACAUCACAGAGCAAUCAAAAAAGUGCAAAUGUUAGUUAUGAAAAUAAAUACAAACAGUCCUCUUGUGCAAAUUCACCAUUUGAUGUGUUAUUAAAAGCUAUGGAACCUGAGCUGAAUACUUUGAAUGAAUCCUGGCCUCCAUGUGGUACACAAACUGAAAAACAAGGACUUAAUAAGAUUUCAACAAGUUAUACAUCAAAUGCAGGUUCUAAACUAUCUACUUCUCAACAUGGGAUUACUUCAAAAUAUCUUCAUCAUCUUUGUGCAAGUCAUAGUGAUCAAAUUUGCUCAUCAGCAGAUGUUUCUCAGCAUGUCCGUGUUUAUUCAAGUAGUGACCAAGAACGUCAUUGUUAUACAGCACUACAAAAACAGCAACCUACAACAUGUCUUAGCUUCUCUGAUUCACUGGAAACUAUUAAGCACCAACAAGGUUACCAGUUGGCUAAAACAUCAUCUAAUGUUCACCCUUCAUCUUCUACUGCAACUCAGGUUCUUUCCCUGCCAGGAAAUACUACUUCUCCUACUAAUCACUCUAAGUUAUCAGGAAAUUCUACAUAUAACUUAACCCAGGUAGCUUCACUUAUUAGUGGGGAGCAAAUGUGUAAUAUUGUUCUAAAAGAUCAGAAACCUAAAAAACAAGGUAAAUACAUUUGUGAAUAUUGCAACAGGGCUUGUGCAAAACCAAGUGUCCUCCUAAAGCACAUUCGAUCCCAUACAGGAGAACGCCCAUACCCGUGUGUUACUUGUGGAUUUUCAUUUAAAACUAAAAGUAACCUGUACAAGCACAAAAAAUCUCAUGCACAUGCCAUUAAGCUUGGGCUUGGUCUACAGUCAGAUUCUGAAGGCAUGAUCCUUUCCCAUGAUUCAGAUAAAACACUUUGUAUUCAUUCAGAUGUGGAUGAUAGUGGGGAAAGUGAUGAUGAGUAUACUCAAGAGGAUAGUCUCUCUGGCCAUGAAAGUUCUGAGAAAAUAAAAAUCUCACCUGGGGCAUCAUCACAUAAAGAAAAUAGCAUGUCAUACAGUACAGUUUUAUUGCAAGAAACCUCUGUACAAGAGAAAAGUAUAGAAACAAGACUGACAGCACCACCUAAAGUAGUUGUUUAUCCUGUGAGCAUUUCUCCUUUGAGAGCUGAUAGCCCAAAAUGCCUAGAGUCUUCAGAACAUUUUGUUGCACAGAUGCCAGAAUUUAAAGUAAAAAAUAAGAAUCCAAAUAUAUUACGUAUAUGCUCAUUAAGUGACACUGAACAGUCAUCUCAUAUGAAGUGUGAAGUUGCUAAAGUAGAAGACAAGCCUCCAGUAAAUAUGGUAAAUGCUCAUGCACAGUUACAGAGACAGCAAGCUACAGAUUUUUCUCAAGAUCAGCAAAGCAAAUGUCUUCUAAGCCCUAGAAGCUUAGGUAGCACAGACUCUGGUUACUUCUCCCGUUCUGAAAGUGCUGACCAAGCAAUGAGCCCACCAACUCCCCUUCUAAAAUUUCUACCAGCUUCUGAAAAAGACUUUUCGAAAAAUGUUACUUCCCUUUCACAAACAGGUACUUCUGUAGUGCAGAUUAUUCAUCCAGUUAGUGUUGAUAAACCAACAAUUAUUACAGGUACAAUGCGUCCCCCAUUGGGAACAAAAUCUUUAGAAGAGCGUAUUUCAAAAUUGAUAUCGGACAAUGAAGCUGUAGUGGAUAACAAACAGUUAGAUAGUGUUAAACCUAGACGCACCUCUCUUUCUAGAAGAGGAAGCAUAGACUCCCCAAAGUCCUACAUAUUCAAGGACUCCUUCCAGUUUGAUUUGAAACCGGUGGGAAGACGCACUAGCUCUAGUUCUGAUAUACCAAAGUCCCCAUUCACUCCAACUGAUAAAUCAAAACAAGUUUUUUUUCUAUCUGUUCCAUCUCAGUUUCCUUCUAUUGACUGUUUACCUAUUACUCGAAGUAAUUCAAUGCCCACUACUGGUUACUCUGCUAUUCCAACAGUAAUUCCACCUUCACAUACUCUUCGAGGAAGUCAAUCAUUUGACGAGAAAAUAGGAUCAAUGUAUGAUGAUGUUUUUAUAUCAGGACCUUCUACCCCCCAACAAGUUGCUCAUCCCCGAAUGCUUGUUAGACAAGCUGCAGUAGAAGACUCAUCAACUGCAGAGCAUUGUGGGCUUGGACCAGCACGAUCAGUUGAUGAAAGCUAUACUGGAAGCAAAGUAUCACCAGAUCUUUUGCUGCCAAGGAGUAAAUCGUUUGUGCAGUCAUCUAGCUUAGACAAGAGUAAAAAAGCCCAUCAAGUUAGGGGUACUAUGUUUGAGUGUGGAACAUGUAGAAACCGUUAUAGAAAAUUAGAAAAUUUUGAAAAUCACAAAAAAUUUUACUGCUCUGAGUUACAUGGUCCAAAGAGUAAAACAGUUCGAGAAACAGAACACAAUUCAAACACAAGCAGUACACAACCUCAAAUUCUUCACUACAGAGUUGCAAGUUCAACAGGGAGUUUAGAACAGCCUCUGCAAUUCAGGAAAAGGAGAAAGAUGAAAAGUGUAGGUGAUGAUGAUGAGCCACCACAAAAUGAUGGACAUAGUAUUUCAGAAAAUACAGAAAUUACAAGUGCAGGAAAUAUAAAGAAUUCAUCUACUAUUACAAUAUUGGGGUCGCAGUCAUGUAGUGUGUCAACAUUCAGUCCUCAGUUGGUGCCAAGAAGCACAGACAAUGUUGACAUUAAUCUGUCUACAGUUGAAAAAAAAAUAAGUUUUUCUUCCCAAGAGACUGUGGAGUUAAAAUGUCAAGGAACAGGCAUUUCAGUAAUUCAGCAUACAAAUUCUUUGAGUAGGCCUAAUUCAUUUGAGAAAUUAGAGUCUGUUGACAGAGGAUCACCUAUCACUUCAUAUGAUUUACAUAAACCUACUGUAUCACAUACAGCUUGUGUUGAUCAUGAAGAUGGUUCCCGUCAUAAUUAUUCUCAGACCUCCUCUAGCAGGUCACUUGAAAUAUCCAUUUCAGAACUCAAUGAAAGUCAAAGAAUGAUCUCUACAGACAGGAACACAUUAGCUACACAAUCCCGUCUUGUACGUCAGCAUAACAUCCAGGUUCCAGAGAUAUUGGUUACUGAAGAACCAGAUAAAGAUUUGGACAAUCAGAUAAAUGAUCAGGAACUGCUAGAAAAAUUUAGUUGGCCACAACGCAGUGGAAGCCUCUCUAGUUUGCCAACAGAAAAACUACCCCCAAAAAAGAAGAGAAUUAGACUGGCUGAUCUUGAGCAAUCCUCUGCGGAAUCAAGUUUUGAUUCAACACUUUCAAGAAGUUUGAGCCGUGAAAGCAGCUUAUCUCGUGCUUCAAGUUUUUCUGCAUCAUUUGAUAAAGAAGACUCUUCAAAACCUGAGGCUCCUUCAAAAGGAGAUCCAGGAAACAAAUCACUAGAGUUCCUUACGAUUCCAUCAGGCUUAAACACUUUUGGUGUGCCCAGGGAAAUGAGACGUGCUGCAUCAGAGCAGAUUAACUGUACCCAACCUUCUGUGGAAGCCAUGGAGUACCGAAGUAAAUCUUUUGAUUGCGGUAGUAUGUCACGUUCAAGAUCUAUGUCACCUACUAUUAUAACAACUCCUACUUCUCAGGCUUGCACCACAAAUAGCGGACAUGUACCUUUAUUAGAAAGGAGGAGAGGACCCCUGGUUAAGCAAAUAUCUUUAAAUAUUGGUCCAGAGGGAAACAUCCCUGUAGCAAAAUCUAAAUUUCCUAAUCAGCUUUCUGAAAAUAAACAUUUCUCACAUUCUAAUGUAAAAUCAAUGGAAAGAUGUCAUACAGAAGUUAAUGUAAGUCUUAAGGAGACUACAAAAGAAAAGUCUGUAAGUGAACUGCAGUUUUCAGACCAAAGUUCUAAGCUUCCUAUCGUCUCAUCUAUUCAGCAAUUGGACAGUUCUGGUUUACCGAAUGUCACAAAUGCAUCCUUAUUAAAUAAUGAUCUUUUUACCUCUAUACUAAAUACUUCAAAAAGAGAUGACAAGGAAGGCACUUCUUCCAGUAAUGGGAAGGAUUGCUUUGCUCCAAAAUACCAGCUAUGUAUACAGAAAUUCCAUGAAAGUCAAUCUUGUUCUUCCAAACCGUUAAUAAAUAUGUUGCCAUAUAAUAGAGCUCUUACAGAAACUAUUCCUGAAGCCCAUAGUAGCAAAUCAUGGCAAUUGGCAUCUCCUGACAGCAGCAGUAUGAAUAAACAUAAUAAAUCUAACAAUUUCAGUAGUAAGAUUCAGAAUGCACAGUCUGUAUCUGUGCCUGUGCAUAACUAUAGCAUUUCUUCAUAUUAUGGUUUUUCGGCCAUUUCAACGCUUCCAGAAAUUUUGGUGACACAAUAUCAAGUUAAUCAAGUGGUUUGCAAAACAAGUACAGUACCUGUGCCAAAUUCUAGAAAUAAAUCACUAAUACCAAAGUGUUAUGAAGAAACCAGCCAUACUAUUUUAAUACCACAAAAAGCAAGCCUAUAUGAAGGUUGUUUUUCAGAAUCUGCAGGUGGAAAAUUUACAGAACUUGAGACUGUUUUUCAAAAAAUGCCAGUUGCUGGCCUCCUUCCACAACAAGAGAUAGCUGCCUCUAGCAAGAGAAUGUUGUCACCAGCAAAUAGUUUGGAUAUUGCCAUGGAAAAACAACAAAAACGUGUUAAAGAUGAGAACGGGGCUGCAUGUAACACCAGUAUUCAACCGACGCAUUUAUUGGGUUUGAAAACUAGUGAACCUUCUAAACAAAGGAAACCAAUGCUGGUUAGACAGCUCUGCACUACAGAUCCAAAUGAAAGCUUAGAUCAAGAUCCUAUUAUUGCACUUGGGAAAAAUGAUCAGGAAAAUAGUUCUUCUGGAUCUCUGCUCAGUGACUUUUGUGGAUCUAAACAUUUAGUUGCCUCUUGUUCUGAAGAUAAAAAUGAAUGUGAAAAAAAAUCAAAUGAGCAGCCAUGUUCUGCAGUAGCAAUAGCAUCAGUAUCUUCUCUGGUAAAUUUUCAAAGGUCCGUAUUCAGUAGCCAAGAUAGGUCAGCUGUGUCUACAAAAGCAGUGCAUCUUCAAGGCCAAGUAAAACUAGGUGCAGCAAUAUCUGUUGUCAAUGUUGGAGACAUGCAACGUCUGUCAUUCCCAAGCCUCAAAACCUUAACAAGUUUUACGUGGUGUUAUCUUUUGAAGCGGAAACCAAUGCAUGUUGCUCAGAAUGACCAAAAGACAUCAGCCUAUGCUUCCUGGAAUGUUAGCCCUAAUAAUCCCAAUCCACUGGGUUUAGCCACUAAAGUAGCACUUUCCCUUCUGAAUUCUAAACAGAAGUCUCAGAAAUUCAUCUUUACUCAAGUUAAAACCACUCAUGCAAGAUGUGAUACUCUGGUUUACUCAAGCAAGUGGAAAAGAAUGACAAAAAAGUCUUCUGGAAACCUUCAGGGUGAGCAAACAAACUCUGAAUCAAGUGCUGAACAAGAUAAAGAACCUUUUCUUAACAAAAACGAGCCAAGAAGGGUCAAGAUAUUUGAUGGAGGGUUUAAGUCAAAUGAAGAGUAUGUGUAUGUGCGAGGCAGAGGAAGAGGAAAGUAUAUUUGCGAAGAAUGUGGAAUAAGAUGUAAAAAACCUAGCAUGUUGAAAAAGCAUAUUCGAACUCACACAGAUGUCCGACCAUACCACUGCAACUACUGUAAUUUUUCCUUCAAAACAAAAGGAAAUUUAACAAAACACAUGAAGUCCAAGGCACACAGCAAGAAAUGUAUGGAUAUGGGAAUUGCAGUAGGCCCAGUAGAUGAACAUGACACAGAUGACUCUGGUGAGAGACAGAGAUAUGGUGAUCGCUCAGGAUUUGAUGUGGAUGAUUCUGAUGGUCCAGAUGAAGAUGACAAUGAUAUUGAAGAUGAAGAUGAAGACAGUCAAGCUGAGUCCAUCCUUUCUGCUACACCAUCUGUUACUGCUAGUCCUCAGCAUUACUCCUACCGAAGCAGCCAGCAAGAAGUCUCCAGCGCUGAUGAGGACCUCAGAAUGUCCCAUGGUUUUGUUCAGUCAAAUUCUAUUGAUAUUCUUCCGAAAGCAUUGAUCACCAGGAUGACGGCACUUACAACUAAAUCAGAUAGCAGCCCAGAAAAUCCCAAUCCAAGUGAAAGUUUGGUGCAGAAUAUAGUAAAUCAAAAAAGUGAAACAGCAUUUCCAAAAUCAUUAUGUCACCAAAUGUCUGUGGAUUAUCCAGAUACUGAAGACAGUUUGGAGAGCUCCACAGAAAAAACUAAAUUAUCUGUAUCAAAUGAUUCUCCCUCAUUGAAUAUACCUUCAUCACCUGUUGACAGAAGUACACAGACAAUGGAUUCCAGUGCCGAUACAACACACAGUGAUUUUCACCAGCAUAAACCAACCAAGGCACCUCCACAGGCAGCUCAGAUGGCCCCUUCUCAUACUCAUCUUUUCAGCCAUUUGCCUUUGCAUUCACAACAGCAUGUGAGGUCACCAUACAGCAUGAUACCAGUAGGAGGGAUUCAGCUUGUGCCUGCUGGCUUAGCAGCAUAUUCCACGUUUGUUCCACUUCAAGCUGGACCAGUACAGCUCACCAUACCUGCUGUGGGAGUAAUUCACAGAACUACAAGUGCAGUUAGUGAAAAGGUUGCAGAGGUACCAAACAACUCAAGCCCUAUAGGAGUAGCUGAAGUUAAUGGAGUUGUACCAUGUAUUCCGAUAGGCCAGGUUAAUAUGCAUGGUAUUGGUACAUCAACACUCCAACCCAUUCAACCAUUAAACAUGGAAACUUUAAAUAUAUUAGGGUUAACAAAUACAAAUAUAGCUCCGCAGAUCCACCCUUCUGGGCUUACUCUGAAUGCUGUUGGUUUACAAGUUGUGGCAGCAAGUCAUUCACCUCACAAUAACCCAAGCCCACAGACUCACAUUCCAGGUCUCCAAAUACUGAACAUAGCUUUACCAACUAUAAUCCCAUCUAUUAGUCCACUGACCGUAGAAGGCCAUGCAGUCCCUGAUAAAUCUCCAUCAUGUAGCACAGCACCUGCUCAAAGUCCAGCCAGCUUUGCUGUUGCAGACAAUAAAACUAGUAAGCCAAACGAAUCUCCAAAGGUUUCACCAAGAAUGGAGCGGCACCAUACAACUUCCAGUAAUAAUGUUGCAGAGGAGAAACGCACAACUUCUUUAAAGACAUCUGACAAUGAUAAACUAAAAAAUCAGCAAUGUGACAUUAGUUCCAGUCAAAUUAAAACCUCUUCAACACCUGAUCACAUUUUGAAUGUUUCUUCUGAAGGCUCACACAGGUCUGUGAGUCAAACUUUUUCUCCUCUUACACAUCGAAGAAGAGCGGAGAUGGUCUCCAGGCAGAACACUGUGCAGUUUAGUGAUACCAGUAGUGACGAUGAAGACAAACUGGUUAUAGAAACCUAAAUCUUUGUUACCAUUUUUUAGGUUCUUUUUUUUUUUUUUUUUGUUACUUUUUUGAGGGUGGGGUUAUAGAGACACUUAAAAGGUUUGUUUGAAAACCUUCCUUAUAUUUAAAGCACAUUUUUUUCUUACACAUUACUUAUACUUGUGCAAUCAUGAACUCUUGACCAAUAAUUGUUUUUUGUCUGCUCCUGCCAUUUUUUGUACAUGUUGUAUAGACAAUUGUGCCUUUCAGAGUUUUAUGUGUAGAAAUCUGUACAUAUUGGUGAAUAAAAUAUAUAUAAAUAUAUAUCUAUACAUAAUAUUAUAUAUGUACAUAACCAAGGUAGUUGCUUGUGUUUAGUACGUAAAUAUCUCAUGUCCAGUAAAAUUAUUAAAUUAUAAAAUACAUGUAUAUGUUGCACUGUUAAAUGUACUUUUUUAUGGAUGUGGGGCAAAUUUCUGUGUACAGAUCUUGUAUGUAAAACUUCAUAUUUAUUGUGUCCAUAAUAGUCUUGGAAAAUGGUUCUGUCCAUCUUUGUGUGCAAGACAGUAGCUUUACACUUAAAACAGAAAUUCUGUGUUAACAAAUAUUCCAGUAAAAUUUUUAUUACUGACUUCUUUA
Bombina bombina (fire-bellied toad) is the source of this 8526-nucleotide messenger RNA. RefSeq names its product HIVEP zinc finger 1 (gene HIVEP1). Gene Ontology annotation, molecular function: RNA polymerase II cis-regulatory region sequence-specific DNA binding; DNA-binding transcription factor activity, RNA polymerase II-specific. Gene Ontology annotation, cellular component: nucleus. The transcript is spliced from 8 exons. Gene Ontology annotation, biological process: regulation of transcription by RNA polymerase II. NCBI's taxonomy places the organism in Eukaryota, Metazoa, Chordata, Amphibia, Anura, Bombinatoridae. Bases 96 to 7925 code for a protein of 2609 amino acids. The record is from RefSeq and is a predicted model, not a curated record.